Lingula anatina is the source of this 863-nucleotide messenger RNA. RefSeq lists its product as uncharacterized. The record is from RefSeq and is a predicted model, not a curated record. NCBI's taxonomy places the organism in Eukaryota, Metazoa, Brachiopoda, Lingulata, Lingulida, Lingulidae.
GUGCUUACGUGAUUUGUUGCCACCAAGUGCUUUCUAGUACGGUUACAAAAUCUCUACAGACUUAUGUUCAAGCAGGAUCACAAACCACGUUGACAUAUCAAUGGACACCACCAGCUGGGGUUGAUCUUCUUAGAAUAAACUGGAAACAAGGUUCUACAGUGAUAGCAACUGCCACAACACCUAACUUUACACCACAAUAUCCUGACACAAAUGUAAAGGACCGUGUAACACUGGGCAGUCUUACCUCCUCCAGUACCAGAACAUCAAUUACAUUAACAAGAUUACAGUGUCCAGGUGAUAUAGCAGAGUAUACCUGUGAGGUGGUUACUUCUGCACUGCAUGACAGCACUGGAACAGCAAGUUUCAACGUUAAUCUAUUUGAGUUCCUUGGAAACGACAUCACAAUCACAUCUUCACCAAGUCAGCUGAAAGCAGGACAGCAUGCCUCCCUGACUUGUACAGCCAGUAAUAUUGGGCGACCGCCAGGCAUCAUGAAGUGGUACAAAGGCUAUCAAGAAAUCACCACUGGAUUUACUCAGCAGACAAGUAUCAAUAGUGAUGGUUGUACCUAUAAUGGAGUUAGUAUUCUGAGUAUUACACCGACAUCCCAGGAUAAUGGAGUUAUGUAUACAUGUGUUGUUGAACCAAACUCUGCAGUGAGUGGAGACUCCCCAAAGCAAGGAAGGUACACACUGGAUGUACAAUAGAAAACUACCACGGCAUCAACAUCCACGACCACAGUCACACCUGACGGUAUAGAACUAUGAUUCAGCUAGUCAAAUCCUAAUUUCAAGAGGGAAAUAUUAGUGUGAUUUUUUACAGCAUUUUAUAGCCUCGUUACCAUAUGAUAAAAUGUUGAUCUU